Cyanistes caeruleus (blue tit) is the source of this 1860-nucleotide messenger RNA. Lineage: Eukaryota; Metazoa; Chordata; Aves; Passeriformes; Paridae. The record is from RefSeq and is a predicted model, not a curated record.
AUAGGAUAAUAUAAAAUAUGGUGGACACACCAUGGCAUGAAGGGAGCACCUGUUGUAACAUGACAUUUUAGUGAAUUGCUUUAGGGGUAAAGUCACUGUUUUUCUGAGAUCUGCCAGGCAUCAUGAGGGGAGCUUCUGCCUUUUGUGAACACUUUACAUGACAGUGUGGUUAGGCAAUGGAACAACUUAAAGUAGGGAAUAGAGGGAGAAACAAGUAAGUAUCACCGUUGGCUGUGCUGUGUACAUUCUGCUUAUGCCUGGUACAGGCAGCUGUGACCUCUUCCUCUCCAUCUACAGCACAUUACCUUGUGUUUAGUGUGGUUCCCAUUGUGUUCCUAUGAUUUAUCAUGAGCUAUUCCUGCUUUAGAUGUUCUGUCUGAAGAACAGAUCCGACUGAAGAAACUGAAGAAGCAGGAAGAUGAUCAGGCUCGGACAGUUGUGGUGCGUCCAAACCCUCCAAAUCCGCCAAGCCCUUCCCACAAACUGACGCCGGAACAGCUGAGCAUGAUAAAAAAGCUCGUGGCCGCUCAGCAGCAGUGCAACCAGCGCUCCUUCACAGACAGACUCAAAGUGACGCCAUGGCCCCAGAUUCCUGAUCCAAAUAACCGUGAAGCAAGGCAGCAGCGUUUUGCUCACUUCACAGAACUUGCAAUUAUCUCUGUGCAAGAGAUAGUGGACUUUGCCAAGCAAUUACCUGGCUUCCUGGAGCUCACCAGGGAAGAUCAGAUCGCUUUACUGAAGACAUCUACCAUAGAGGUGAUGUUGUUGGAGACAUCUCGGCGCUACAAUCCAGAGAUUGAGAGCAUCACCUUUCUUAAGGACCUGAGCUAUAAUCGGGAUGACUUCGCCAAAGCAGGUGGUGCAUUAGACAGGUGUUUCUUCUUCCCCAGUGUCUUGUGUUCUUAUAUAUUUUCCUUUUUAAUGUAGGCAGCUGGAAGCAGUUUGUGGUGAGAGAGGUUUAGAACAGGACCAAACCAAUGGCCCCACAAUGUUUUUUUUUUGCUUUUAAUGUAUGGUACCAGCUCAGUUCAUGUCUUUUCCUAGGUGUCAAUUUGCUUGGGAAAAUCUGGACUCUUAAAGCAUGAAAAUAUUGUUGCAAGUGUCCACCUAGGACUAGCAGUUGGUGUGAAAUUGCUUGCUUGUAGAGGUGUGAUGUGGUGGUGGAGCUGUAUCAGAUCAUACCAAUCCAAAGUACAGUGUUCUCUCCUUUGCAAGUGUAUCACUUGCUAAUCGGGAUGGAUACUUGGAGUGAUGACAUUACUGUGAUUAUAUUUCAAUUGAUAUGGAGUCUGUGCUAAGCACUGAGGAUCCCCAGAGACUGCUUUAGACAUUUUAUCAUCAUAAUAUAUGGUAGCCUGUGUUGUUGUGAUCUCUGAAGUGUGUUUUUCCAGGAGCUUUGAGUAUCUGUAAUUUCAGACGAACUAACAAGAAGAGUGUAUCUUCAGCAUUUUUAACCCCAAAAUUUUAGCUGUGAUUUUUAAGUUUUAUUCUUUGAGUAGCUAUUUUAACCAUUUAUACUUGAGAUGGUCUUUAUAUACAACUUUUCUUUAUGACUCUUUCCCUGGUAGACUUCAGGUUAUUAGAAAGGCAAAAAGCAGGGAUCCAGAAACAUUCCAUCCAUUUUGUUCCUCCUUCUCUGAUGCAUUUGUAAUGCAGGAAAUUGGAAAAUUGGAUGUUGUUUUGGAGGAAGGGCCUGAAGUUUUCAGUAUGAUUACAUAGCACAAAUUUGACAGUGGUCUCUGUUAUGACAAUAAAUAUCAGUGCAUUUCUGUCUGACUGCAUUUAUCAAAUGAGGUUAUUGGAAGCCUAGGCCAGGCUCUGCCUCAGGUCUCCCAGUUCUUUGAGCUGAAGGAAAUGGCA